Molecule: messenger RNA, 5438 nt
Organism: Solenopsis invicta (red fire ant)
Lineage: Eukaryota; Metazoa; Arthropoda; Insecta; Hymenoptera; Formicidae
Product: DDB1- and CUL4-associated factor 10
Exons: 6
Coding region: 1-2079 (692 amino acids)
Cellular component (GO): Cul4-RING E3 ubiquitin ligase complex
Molecular function (GO): protein binding
Source: RefSeq, a predicted model, not a curated record
AUGCCGAAGAUAAGGAUCAAGCAGACGCCGAACAGUCUCUGGUUAAGGCAACGCGAGCUGGGUGUCAAGUUCCCGUUGGGCCACAACGACGACUUUCACAAGACCCUUUACUCUUCCAUCCAGCCCAUCACUUCGUGGGACCAUGGGGAUAAUCUGACGGCAGCGAGGCAUGGCGGAGUCUUCAAUUUGGAGUACUCGCCAGAUGGGUCCCUCUUGCUGGCGGCAUGCGAGAAGAAGAGUAUUUUAAUGUUUGAUCCAUUAUGUAGGAAAUUGAUACACGCUAUAGACAAUGCUCACAACGACUGUGUCAAUUGCGUGAGAUUUCUGGAUCAGCGUAUGUUUGCAACUUGUUCUGACGACAGUACGGUCGCUCUGUGGGAUGCCAGGAAUUUAAAGCAAAGGAUAAGAACUCUUCAGGGACACUCGAAUUGGGUUAAGAACAUAGAAUACAGUCCAAGCGAUAGUUUAUUACUGACCAGCGGAUUUGACGGUAGCAUAUAUACUUGGGAUAUCAAUAGUUUUACGGAAAAUAGUUUUGUGUACAAUCGUGUGUUUCAUACAAAUGGAUUAAUGCGAACAAGACUUACUCCCGACACUAGCAAAAUGUUGAUAUGCACUACUUCAGGAUAUCUCAUUAUUAUACAUAAUCUUAAACUUAGUACGCUAAGUCAGGACUUGGCAGGAUUUAAGCCAAACAUGUACAGGUUAAUGCAGUUAUCUCAAACUACCAUACCAGUCGCAGCAAGUUACACGCAUCUCUUUGCUCACACUCGUACGCAUAAUAGAGUAGAAUUCCUUACUGAUUUUCCAAUAGGCGACGACGCUGAGGUUAUAUCCAGCUUACAAGUUCAUCCACAGGGAUGGUGCGCUUUAUCCCGAAACGUUAGCAGUGGAGAAAAAUCGGAGUGGACUUGCGUUCACGAUAUACAAGAACGCGAGGCAUCCAGCAAUGUGGAACAAGUCAAUGAGGGAGAGGAGGGCCGCCUGACGAGUCUAAACGUGGAAGAGUUCGAGGACUUUCCUCAGUCGCAAUCUUCGCGUUCAGGAAUGACGUCUUCCUUUGUGAUAGAGAAUGGGAAUCGUGCCCGGAUAGUGCACGACGUGUCGGACGUGAGAUCGAAUUCGUUCGAUUCGCCUAUCCGCGUGUCUACGGAUGCUGCGCCGUCAUCGAUUAGAUCAUCGAGGACAAGCUGGCAGGUAACGGCACGUCGAAAUCUGCGAUCUCAAUCGAGAAGUCCGCGGCCGGACAGAAACGCGGUGAGAACGAACUUCGACAUGGUCGAGGUCAGUUCGAGUACGAGCGCCGCCGCCGAUUCUAGGAUAAACGCGAUUCACGACGACGAUAGACCAGAGGACCAGCACGUAGAUGAUAACGACAAUUCGGCGCACGAUGCGUCAGCCGAUGAGAGGGAGUACAGAUCUCCCCGACCACACUCUCAGCUCAAUGACUUGCGGCGGCGUAAUAUGAUAGAUAAUUUCACUAGCGGCAAUGUAGAACUUCACGUGAGCACGACUGACGUGUGGGAAGCGCUCGUGGCAAUUAGGGAAGCCAGACUUCGCAGAGAACGAGAGAGACAGUUUUAUCCUGGUGCCGAAAGGAGGGACUGGCUUCCUAGGUCGAACAACGGCGUGAGCGUGAAUCUUCCUCGCUCGUCUCACACGGUCGUGAUAAUCGGCGAUCGUACUCGGGUGCAGAAUCUGCAGAACCGGCAAAAUCAGCAGACCAUGUACGCGAUACCGAGGAAUCAUAAAAUCCAUCAAAACACGCCGAGGUUGACGCAUUAUAUUGAGGAGCCCAAUGUCGGCUCUGGUUACAUCAAAGAAUUAUGCUUCUCGGCUGACGGUAGAUUAAUAUGUUCGCCGUUCGGUUAUGGCGUACGAUUGUUAGCGUUCUCGAGUAACUGCGCCGAGCUGUCCAAUUGCGUUCCACCUGCCAACGAGUCUGUACAGCUCCACGAAUUAGCGACGCAUAUUGGCCAUUCCGAUAUUGUUGUUAGCACGAAAUUCUCACCUAAACACUAUCUGCUCGUGUCAGGCUGCCUCAGUGGCAAGAUCGUUUGGCAUCAGCCGGUGGUUUAGCUAAAUGAAUAAUUGCUUUAGGCAUUUUGUUAUUUUUCGUCAGUCGGUUUCUUGGUAGAUAGAUUUUGCCGCUUUGUACACAAGAUCACGCUGACUAUGCAAGGUGUGUGUGUGAAUCUUUUUGUUAAUAUUAUAUAAUUUAUAUGAUUAUAUAUAUAAAAUUAUAUAUAAUUAUAUUUUUACUUGAUAUAUACAUAUGCCUUUUUAAUGAAUGUUAUUUAAUAUAUAUUAUACCAAUAUAGUGAUACACACAUGUAUAAAUAUGUAUACGGUCCAUUUUUUUUCUACUACUUAAUUACACCUUCUAUCUUGAGAAAAGAUGGUUUUGCGAUAUUUAUGUUUCGUUUAAAGGAAAAAAAAAAGGAAAGUUGCUACUAUUUUAGUUGCAUGUCCGUAUAUGUAAUUCGUGACGGCGUGAUUCACGCGUGUACAUGAUAAAACAUAUUAAAUAAACAAUUACGACAUCUUGUUGCUAUUAUGUAUGGAUGACGAGAACGGUAUAAAUGAUGGAGAAUGGAUAAAAAGAACAUUACAUUCUUACGAUCGUGAUAGUAAUGUGAUGAGUUUCUUGGUAUUAUUUCUUACAUCAGGUUACAAUUUUUUUAUAAUUUAUUUUUGCGUAAAAUAUUUAAAAACACGAUAAAAUAUAUUUACUAUCCCGCAAAUUUAUUCGCAAAGUUUUAAAUAGUUGUGUUUAAAUGUUCAUUACAACCUGUAAACAUAAAGCGUAAAAUAUCAAAAGUUUUAUUUGCAAUGGCAUCAAAUAUAUAGUUCACAUAUGAAAUUAUAAAUCAUAGUUUAAAUAAUUAAGUUUUCGUAUAAACUAACACGCGUCAAUAUAGAUAAUUUUUUUAUAUAAAACAAUUACUUAAUAAAAAUUAUCUCGCAGAGAAAAAACAUUCGAAUAAAUAUUCGAAUUAGCGAAGCUUUAAUUUCUUCGUUUAUUUAGAUAUCACGUGAAUUUUUUAAAUGUUUUUGCAUUUUCAUGUAAAAAAAUUUAGCUUUUUUUUAAUUUAACUGCUAAAUAUAUAUAUUAUCUAUCUCGAUAAUAAAUGCAUGGAAAUCAAGAAUUAAAUUCUAAAUUUUUGAUUUGUCGAACAAUAUAUUUCUUUGCUGAAUGUUUUUGAUCUUAUUAAAGAUUGAUAUAUAAAUAAGUUAAACAUUACUGCUCUUAAAAAUUCUCUUAACGAACGAGAUAAUUAUAUAAUUUUUUUUUCUAUGUCAUUAGUUGUAAUGGCAAGUUCUUUGAUUUUCCAGUAAAUUUUUUUUUUAUGGUAAAGGACAUUUCCUCCAUUUUCUUCAUGAGAAAGGAAUAAAGUUUCUUUUUCGUUAAUUCACAUUUUUGAGUUCGUAAAAAAACUGUUGUCUUAAGGACAAAUUUUUGAUCAAAGAAUUGCCACCUGUGUAUAAAAAAAUGCACAUAUAUAUGCACUAUAGCGAUAUGAAAAAUACGGUCGAUGACUGAUUGUAUAAAUAUCAUGUUUCGCGCAAUGUCUAAACAUGAAUCACAUUUUGUCCAGUUGUCCAGAAUUGACGUUAUAUCAAAAUUAAUGUAGCUUCAUUAAAUCGUCAGAAUUUUUGUUCACGUCAAAUAAAAUUGUCGCUAAUAAUAAAAAACGCGAAACAUCCUUUAUUUCUUCUUUGCGCGUAAUGCCUGUCCAAUAUUGCUGUCGUCAUUGUCACGUAUUAAUAGAUUGUAAUAAAUGAAGAUUUAUUACUAGCAUUUUUUAUUAUAAAAGAAUUCGAAAAUAGUUAUCAAGUCGAAUUCGGAGCUAUAUUGUAUUUUUUGGUAAGAAUGAUAUAUUCGACAAAAUCGUAUUUUUCUGAUCAAUUUACAUUGCAAUCUUUAAAUCGUAUAUAAUGUACGUUUUUAUGAUGAAUUUUUCAUCUACGAAAAAAAAAAUGGUAUCGUAAUAUAACGAUAUAUCAUAAGAUAUUUGAAUAUUCUUUACGACAUACUUUUAUAAGUGAAUAUUCAAGUAAAAUUGUAACACCUGUUAAUCGAAAAAAAAAGAACACUUUCUUGUCGCUUUUAAGAUAUCUACAACAUAUCUAAUAUGAUACUAAAAGAGAAGUUUCGUUGGAUUAUUUACUUUACGAGGUGAAAUGUGAAAUUAAUCACAACCGUCACACAUACACAAUAGUACAAUAAUAAUUAGCAAUACAAUGUUAUAAAAGUUAUCGAUUAUUUAUAAAAAUAAAUUAUCAUCGAGAAGUGCACAUGUGACUGGGUGUAUAAAAAUCUGUAUAUUAUCUAAGACCGUAGAAAAAUAAUUAAUCGUGUGUUCAAAGCUGUCAUUAGGCUUGUAUAAUUAAUAAGGAUGGCAUAUAAUAUUCUGUAAUAUACAUAUAUACAUGUGUAAAUACGUUGCCAAUUAUGUAUUAAGGAUAAUAAUCUUCGCGUUUAAAGUAUUUAUCGUUUAUAGCUGUUCAAUACGAAUUACAUUCGUACAACUUCCAAACAUACUUCCAACUUUUGGAUCAGUUAUCGACAGAUUGUGUCACAUCAGUAACGAGAAAUCAUUGAAAUAGAAAAGUUUUUUUACACGUUAUUAUCCUAUUUGCAAAAAUAUGUUUAGAAAACACGCUUUAAAACUUGUUUUUUUAAAUUUUAUUAUGAUGUAACUUAAAGCUACUUUAUAUCCUACAUGCUUUCUUUAAAAAAAUUUCUAUUUUUUUAUGAGUACAUAUUAAUUAGAUCGCGAUCAUUUUUUGACUUCUUUUCAAGUCAGCAAAUUGUAGAAAAUCUUUAAUAUAAUCGACUGCAAAGAUUUGUAUCAUUACAUCUACGUGACAUCGUACCAUUAUUUUGAUUUCUGAUAAUGAAUCUUAACGGUAACUGAUCGAAAACUUUAGUUGAUGGAGAUUGCUAAUUUAAAAUCAUUUUUUCGCAUAAUGUUGACGCAACAAAAGUUGCACAUAAAAUUGCGGAAUGUACAUUUUGCGCUAAACGUGCAGCAGAUGUUUGUGAACAUGAACAUGUGUGCGUGUGCAUAUGUGAGUGUAUUUUAUGUUCAUACUUUUGCAACGGCCAAAUUAACGAAACUUUGGAAAAUAAUUUUUACAUAUUUAGAACUUUCUAUUUUUUCUCAUAGAUAUUUAAAUGGAAUUCCUAUACCGGCAUCUCGUAAAAAUACGAACUAUCGUGACUGUGUGGGCAAUAGAUAACAGAUGAAGAUGAGCGUCGUUAGAGAUCACACAAAUUAUUAUCCUUUUUUUCUUUUAUUAUAACUAAUAACAAGUGGCUUUUAUCAAUUUUUCUCGUAUACUAUAAUGUUAACGUUGUGUACACUACGUGUUGAUCGUUUUGUAAGACUUGUUUUUUUAUUGUAUAUAAUAAAACAUUGCUUAACAUCAUA